ACCGAAUAGGUCUUUUUCCCUCCUUUUCUGCCUUCCAAGUUGACAAUCUAUGAUGAAUUACACCUAUAUUCUGGUCCAACCCAUGUUUACUGUAGGUGAUUUAUUUUCAUCAUGCUUUUUCUUAUCUUUUGGUCAUGUUUUUUGGGCCAACGAGAGAUAGGUCUUCUAGGGUAUUUGUUGGACAGUUGUGGUUUGGCUGAUGUCUGCCAUAUUUUUCUAUUUAUUUUGAUUUUCAUUCAAACCGGUCUCUUUAAUCUAGCCUGGUAGGCUGGUAGAUUCAUGGUAGGCGAAUCCCAUUAUAAGAAAAGAAAAUAAAGACCAACCAAAGUACUCCCUCUGUUGAUCUACAUAAGGUGUCCAUGCUUUUAAAAGUCAAACUUUGGCCAUAAACUUGUACAAGAAGUCUUCAUAGUUACAGAUUCACAACGAUAGGACAAUGUUUUAAAAUAUGAAUGACAUAUCGAUUUCGUAUCACAUGAUGCACAUAUUGUUGAUCUACUUAAAUCAACAGCGGGAUUGUUAUUUCUUUUCUUUGACGGAGUUAUAGAAGAUAACCGUUUUCCAGUUUGCAUCUAACCAAUAAGCAGCUGACAUUUGUUUGCCUAUUAUUUUGCCUUUUAGUGCUUCUAGACUCCACCUGCACCAGGUCAGAACUCUAAAGCAUGAUUAAUAAACUAUUUAUGAAAUGCUGUAUUCCAGCUGUCCCUUUUCAUACAAAAAGUGAGAAGAUGCAUAGUUUUGGAUAAGGUAAUUUAGAAAGAGACGUUGUCAUGCCAGCUUUUAUACAACCUUCUGUUACAUGCCAAAUUUGGUUUGUCAACUCCAAAGCACCUAGUUGUUAAAAAGAUACUCCAUGAUUGCAAGCUUAUUGUCUAAUGGAAUAUUGCUUCAUCCACAUGGUUUAGAACCAAGCAUAAGGCCUGGGCAAGAUAGCUCUACCAUUUACUGAAAUUGCUUUAAUGUAACCGUGUCAGUUUUCUUUUACAACUUCCUAACUGAUCAGUGUAAUAGGUUAAUUCACAUCUGUAUUUCGGUCAGACCAAACUAGCAGCUGUAUAUCUUUUUCUUUUUUGAGACUAAGCUGUAUAUCUGCUGCCAUAGUUCCCUUUGCAGUACCAUCAAUCCAGCUUGGCAGCAUGUAUAUCUAUGUUCAGCCUUGUAAAGCUUUAAUUUUUUUCUAAUCAAUCUACCUCUGGGUGGUUGAUGCAUACAAUAAGUCAAGAGCUGGCAGGUUUUAAAAUAUCCAUUACACAGGAAGGAACUCCAUGUGGUCCCCAUUUUUAAAAUAAAAUGGAGUCAGUUUAAAAUAUUGGUAGACUAUCAGCUUGAUGGUUAUAGAAAUUUUUAGAUACAUUUAGCAGAUUCAGGGUCCCCCUCUAGAGCCAUAGCUCCCACCUACCCUCCCAUAUGCACACAACGAAUGGAACUUCUUUCCAUUCUUAGCCCCUGCAAUGACCCUUGUAUCACAUCCUUGCUUAAGACUUUAAGCCCUGUUCUUCUCCGAUUCCAUUCUCCGAAGAAACAAUAAUAAUUGUGUAUUGGCUUGCAUAUUCCUAGAAGACAAAUUCUCGCUAAUAAGGAACCUUGGAAAAUAAGACACUCCAAUUAUCUCAACGACUGAACAACAACAACAACAAAGCCUUUAGUCCCAAACAAGUUGGGGUAGGCUAGAGGUGAACCCAUAAGAUCUCGCGACCAUCUCAACGACUGAACAAGAGCAGGAAAAAUAUUUCUUCAAUAUCCAAGUUAGAAUUGGAUAGGCCCAUACACUUCCCCAAUGAUAUGAUCAAAGGUCCAUCUUAAUGGACUGAGGUGGAUCAUCCAAGGGGUAUUGCACACGGCCAUACAGCAAUAAUGAGUCAGUUUCGCAAUGGAGAAGUUCCUCGGUUUCUUUCAUCAGAUAUUAAUAUAGUACCAGUACUCUCUGAAGUCAUAGUUCCUAGUUUUCCAGAGUAUAGGACAUCUUACAGUCAAAGGGAUCUGUGCAGUAGUUCUAUCACCUCAUUCGAUACCUUAUGUCAGCCAUAUGUAUCACCUUCCAAUUUCACUUCAGAUCUUCGUAUCAACAAUGGAUCACCUGGAGGGAAACUGUCUUUUGGAUCACAUGUUACUGCAAUAUCUGGUUGUGACACUUCACUACCAUCAGCACAUUCAUCAUACACGGGUAAUCCAGAUUAUUUGAGGAUGGCCUAUCCCAAAGUAUCUGAAGAGAUAAGGUGGGGUCAAGAACCACUCCCAGGAGUAUUUGAAUAUCCAGCAACCAUUGAUGUUUCGGAUCGGCGAAACGUGAUUGUUAGCCAGCAAAGCCAAGAGAUCAUUACAAUUGAUCAUAUUACCCACCUUGCGGAGCAAAAAGAGUGGUACUCAUCUGGGAGUUCAGAGCAAUUUCUGAGAAGUUCAGGAUCUGGUGGAUCUGUGCUUAAGGCAGCUGAUGCAAGUACAACACCAUCAAAUUAUGCAUAUUUUCAUGGGCAGAAAAACAGAUCAAAUUCUUUCAACGUGGAUGAACUUUGCAGUGACAAUUUACCUUCUUCAGACACUACUCCAACCAAGUCAAGGAUGCGCUGGACGCCUGAGCUCCAUGAGAAGUUUGUUGAUGCCGUUGACAAGCUUGGUGGAAGUGAAAAAGCAACUCCAAAAGCAGUCCAGAAAGUUAUGAAGGUUGAAGGGCUAACUAUAUACCAUGUAAAAAGCCAUCUACAGAAGUAUCGUACAGUUCGCCAUCAAUCUGAAUCAUCUGAUGUAGGCACUUCAGUGGAAAGAAGCAACCACAUGGAUGAAGUUUGCUCCCAGAACAUCAAACACAUGGAGGCUAGUGAAGGGCUAAGAACUCAGAUUGGCUUGCAGAAGCAACUUCACGCACAGCUUGAGCUCCAAAGAAAGAUGCAGCUGCAAGUAGAAGAACACAGCAAGUACCUGGAGAUGGUGAUCGCGAGGCAGGGCGAGAGCCUAAAACAGCUCGGUGCACUACCGAGGUUCCAGCAUUCAAGCACCCCGGCUGUGGAUCACAAGGAAGCAUACAGAGAACAAACGGCAGACACCGAUUCGGCCGAAGGGAGCCAUCCGGAAAAGGAAUAAAUGCGGAUAAUUUACUCGGAAUUGCAAACAAAAGGAGCCAGCUAGAUCGGAGACAAGAGUAGCUCAGAAAGUGAGGAUCAUAGCCUAAUCUAAUUUCCGUCUCGGUUGAUCUUUUUCAUCAUGCAAUGUAAUUAUUGUGGGCUGACUUUGCUGCACAGAUUUUUUGAUUUGGAACGCAGUACAUUUCUUUCUUCGUAACAAAACUAUGAUCACACUGCAGUUUAUGUAUAUUUGAUCGAUGCCAGCGCCGCCCUACAUGAGCUCAUGGCCUCUCUGGAAUGCAUGAAUUUAGCAUGGAACGGCUGCACAUGAGUGCUUUAUUUU
Hordeum vulgare subsp. vulgare (domesticated barley) is the source of this 3402-nucleotide messenger RNA. Its product is annotated as protein PHOSPHATE STARVATION RESPONSE 1-like. Gene Ontology annotation, molecular function: DNA binding; DNA-binding transcription factor activity. Bases 1855 to 3078 code for a protein of 407 amino acids. The record is from RefSeq and is a predicted model, not a curated record. The transcript has 8 exons. NCBI's taxonomy places the organism in Eukaryota, Viridiplantae, Streptophyta, Magnoliopsida, Poales, Poaceae.